Messenger RNA from Rhodamnia argentea, 1448 nucleotides. Its product is annotated as SNAP25 homologous protein SNAP33-like. Bases 377 to 1282 code for a protein of 301 amino acids. Gene Ontology annotation, molecular function: SNAP receptor activity. Gene Ontology annotation, cellular component: plasma membrane; SNARE complex. The record is from RefSeq and is a predicted model, not a curated record. The transcript is spliced from 6 exons. Lineage: Eukaryota; Viridiplantae; Streptophyta; Magnoliopsida; Myrtales; Myrtaceae.
GAGCCCAAAACCCAACGGUCCAGAAAGUGAGGACGACGACCCAAAAAUAGCCUCCUGCGCAAUUCCUUCUGCCAUUCCUCGGCGCCUUCCAUCUGUUCGAUCCGUUUAUAGAGAGGGAGAGAGAGAGAGAGAGGGGUCCUCGUCAUUUUUCACGAGCGUUUCUCUCUUUCUGAGUUCCAUUUGCAGACCUCCUAAAAAAGGAGCGGUUUUUUUCUUCUUCCUUCUUUUAUUUUGGGUGUCCUGCUGCUUGCGGAACUUGUUUUGACCGCCUUUCGAGUUCUUCACCCAAGCCUCUCACCGAAUUCCAGGUUCUUGGAAUUUUCGCCGUCCUCUACACCACCGUAUUGAGAAAGGCAGCUUUUUCUGGUCUUCGAAAAUGUUUGGAUUUCGUAAAUCACCAGCAAAUAAUCUUUCCAAGCAAAACUCUGUGGACACAGGAGCAAAUCCUUUUGAUUCUGAUACCGAAUCUGACACCAAAUCGACCAUCAAACCUUCGAGGCGAGCAAACUCAGAACCCACGCUAAUUGUGCCGGAUCUUGGCAGCAAUCCUUUCAAUGAUGGUAAUAAGGGACGAAGAGGGGCUUCCUCCUCCGCAUCCUCUAAAUCCGGUUCAUCAGCAGCACGUGAUAACUAUAAGAAUGACUUCCGUGAAUCGGGAGGGCUAGAGAAUCAGAGCGUGCAAGAAUUGGAGAACUAUGCCGUGUACAAGGCGGAGGAGACCACAAGUACUGUCAACAACUGCCUUAAGAUUGCUGAGGAUAUAAGAGGGGAUGCCACGAGGACCCUCGACAUGUUGCAUAAACAGGGCGAGCAGAUCACAAGGACCCAUGAAAUGGUUGCCACUACAGAGAAGGACUUGAGCAAGGGGGAAAAGAUCUUAGGAAACCUUGGAGGAAUGUUCUCCAUGACUUGGAAGCCGAAGAAGACUCGAGAAAUUUCAGGGCCUGUAGUUACACCAGACAAUUCAUCUAAAAAGAGUGACAAGAAACAGAGAGAGCAGUUGGGCUUGGCUCCUGUGCCGAAAGGAAAAGGGACCAGUCAUACGCCUCCACCUGAACCAACAAAUGCAUUGCAGAAAGUCGAGGUUGAGAAGGCAAAGCAAGAUGAUGCUUUAUCGGAUCUUAGCAAUAUCUUAGGUGACCUGAAGAAUAUGGCUGUUGACAUGGGAGGCGAACUUGACAGGCAAAACAAAGCUCUCGACCAUCUUAGUGACGAUGUGGAUGAGCUGAACUCUCGGGUGAAAGGCGCCAAUCAACGUACUCGUCGUCUGCUUGGCAAAUGAAAAGAGAGCAAGAGCAGGCUUCUUUAUCGGGCAAUCCCCUCUGAUUUGCCUUCCUAUAGCUGUUAUAGUGUGUUCUCCCUCUUUCUUUUACGAAACCAAAAACGAAGAAUAUUGUUUCGUAGCUUGUACCGCAUCAGCAAAUGAAAUAAACUAAUCUUUCUGCAAA